This is a messenger RNA of Pan troglodytes (chimpanzee), 1124 nucleotides long. Its product is annotated as small ribosomal subunit protein uS5-like. Gene Ontology annotation, biological process: translation. Gene Ontology annotation, cellular component: cytosolic small ribosomal subunit; ribosome. Lineage: Eukaryota; Metazoa; Chordata; Mammalia; Primates; Hominidae. The transcript has a single exon. Gene Ontology annotation, molecular function: RNA binding; structural constituent of ribosome. The record is from RefSeq and is a predicted model, not a curated record. Bases 93 to 1058 code for a protein of 321 amino acids.
AAAAAGUUCCGUCAGGCCUGGAUCAGAGAUUCUAGCCCUGAACAGAAGCCGCACUCAGUAGAGUAAGUGAACAUUUACAGAGGACUUACUAUAUGUUAGACACCAUGCGAAUCACUGUAUACAGCAUCCAUGUUCCCUUAAAAACCCCAGAUCCGCCUCUUCUCCGAGAAAACACCAAAUGGCGUGACGCCGGUGCAGUUGGGGGGCCCGGAGGCCCUGGUGGCCCUGGGAUGGGGAACCGCGGUGGCUUCCGCGGAGGUUUCGGCAGUGGCAUCUGGGGCCAGGGUAGCGGCCGUGGACUGGGCCUGGGCCGGGGCCGCAGAGCUCGCGGAGGCAAGGCCGAGGAUAAGGAGUGGAUGCCCGUCACCAAGCUGGGCCGCUUGGUCAAAGACAUGAAGAUCAAGUCCCUGGAGGAGAUCUAUCUCUUCUCCCUGCCCAUUAAGGAAUCAGAGAUCAUUGACUUUUUCCUGGGGGCUUCUCUCAAGGAUGAGAUUUUGAAGAUUAUGCCAGUGCAGAAGCAGACCCGUGCCAGCCAGCGCACCAGGUUCAAGGCGUUUGUUGCUGUCGGGGACUACAAUGGCCACGUCGGUCUGGGUGUUAAGUGCUCCAAAGUGGUGGCCACCGCCAUCCGUGGGGCCAUCAUCCUGCCCAAGCUCUCUAUUGUCCCCGUGCACAGAGGCUACUGGGGGAACAAGAUCGGCAAGCCUCACACCAUCCCUUGCAAGGUGACAGGCCGCUGCGGCUCUGUGCUGGUGCGCCUCAUCCCUGCCCCCAGGGGCACUGGCAUCGUCUCCGCACCUGUGCCCAAGAAGCUGCUCAUGAUGGCUGGUAUCGAUGACUGCUACACCUCAGACCGGGGCUGCACUGCCACCCUGGGCAACUUCACCAAGGCCACCUUUGAUGCAAUUUCUAAGACCUACAGCUACCUGACCCCUGACCUCUGGAAGGAGACUGUAUUUACCAAGUCUCCAUAUCAGGAAUUCACUGUGCACCUCAUCAAGACCCACACCAGAGUCUCCGUGCAGCGGACCCAGGCUCCAGCUGUGGCUACAACAUAGGGUUUUUAUACAAGAAAAAUAAAGUGAAUUAAGUGUGAAAAAAAAAAUAACACCCAGAUCCAUGGC